AUGCUCAAGAAAUUAUUUGCUUGGCUUAUUCUUCUUAUACAAUAUUUCAUUUCUAAGAUUCGAUUACCGACCGGUCCAAAAAAUCGUGUCUUUAACCAUAUUCGCAACCAUAUCGAUAAUAAUCAACGAGUUUUAAAUGUUGGUUGUGGAGAUGGAAUUCUCUCUGAACUUAUUCGAUUGAAUUAUAGUGAUAUGUAUGUUUAUGAUGCUGAUGUUGUUGAUUUGAGACACAAUAAAAAAAGUUCGAAUUUUCAUUUAUUUGAUGGUUAUCAUUUAUCACAAUAUGAUACUGGUUACUUUGAUGUUGUUCUAGUGAUCUAUGUUUUACAUCAUGUCAAACAUCGAAAUAUUUUACUCGAUGAAAUAAUGCGUGUAGGAAAAACAAUUCUUAUUGUUGAAGAUAUUUUACAUGAACCAAAAGCAACUAUCCUUGAUCAUUUCUUUACGUUUACUCAUCGUCUAUGGGCAAGAUUUGUUUGUAAAGAUAAAGAAGCAUACGUUGAAUUUUGGACAAAAUCAAAAUGGUCUAAUACUCUGUAUAAUUAUCGAGCAAAUAUUACAUACACGAAUAUACCAGAAAAAAAAUGGUAUCAUUAUGUUGAUCAUGGAAUGUUUGUGUGUUCCAAUUAG
Adineta steineri is the source of this 630-nucleotide messenger RNA. NCBI's taxonomy places the organism in Eukaryota, Metazoa, Rotifera, Eurotatoria, Adinetida, Adinetidae. The record is from the annotation of a GenBank genome assembly.